Messenger RNA from Parasteatoda tepidariorum (common house spider), 804 nucleotides. Its product is annotated as putative serine protease 46. The record is from RefSeq and is a predicted model, not a curated record. Gene Ontology annotation, molecular function: serine-type endopeptidase activity. NCBI's taxonomy places the organism in Eukaryota, Metazoa, Arthropoda, Arachnida, Araneae, Theridiidae. Gene Ontology annotation, biological process: proteolysis.
AAUAACCUUUAACGAUAGUACAUGGAAAUGAAGCAUGAUUUUCCAGUGAAUUCCGACAGUUGAAUGUUGACAUAUGAGAGUAGAACAAAAUUAUAAUACAAUUCUUACCAACUUUUAUUCCAAAGCUUUUAUACCCUAAAACCUUUUUUAAAUAUGUAUAUUUUACGUAUUACCUUAUCAUUAACUAUAUUAAUAAGUGUAAAAGGAAAAGCGCACCACAUAAAACAUCACCAUGGUAGUCAUCAUAGACAUUACAAUGAAUGUCCUUGUGGUGAAUCUGAGAUCCUUGAAGGGCGUGUUAUUAAUGGAGAAGUAGUUGAAGAUUACAGAAGCUAUCCUUGGAUUGUCGGUAUAUUAUUUACGAACUCAGUAAAGAAGCUACCAUGGGGUGGUUGCACAGGAGCUUUAAUUUCUCCAACAUUUGUCUUAACCGCAGCGCAUUGUUUCUCUCCUCAAACAAAAUCUGCAAUGUGCGGGGUGCUACCCUUCCUGUGCAAAACAAUAAUACCAACAGUACAAAUUGGAUUGUUAGGUGAAAACAAAUAUCAACCUGCUAAAAUAGUACCAGUGAAACGGAUUAUAAAUCAUCCUGAGUUUGAAUUGUCAACAUUUAACAAUGAUAUAGCACUUUUGGAACUACAACAUUCCAUCCCUUGCACACCAUACAGCAAACCAAUUUGUGUCAAUCCACCUAAAAAUAGUAUUACAUUGGGCAAGAAACUACAUAUUGCUGGUUUUGGCGAAGUAUCAAGGCAUUGCAAGUAUAGUUUUUCCAUGCACCUAUCUCUUUACAAAAUGCACUGA